This is a messenger RNA of Lucilia sericata (common green bottle fly), 1021 nucleotides long. RefSeq names its product alpha-tocopherol transfer protein-like. The record is from RefSeq and is a predicted model, not a curated record. Bases 46 to 984 code for a protein of 312 amino acids. Gene Ontology annotation, cellular component: membrane. Lineage: Eukaryota; Metazoa; Arthropoda; Insecta; Diptera; Calliphoridae. Gene Ontology annotation, molecular function: phosphatidylinositol bisphosphate binding. The transcript has 3 exons.
AGUUGCAAUUUAAACUUCAAUUUGUAAUGAUCUCAGACAUAAAAUAUGUCUCUUAUAAAAGCUUUACCUUUGAAAUUACAAAAAGUGGCUGAAACGGAAUUAGCAGAAGUGCCACAUAGAAUACCCGAGGAUUUAAAAGCCCUAAGAACUUGGAUAGAACAGCAGCCGCAUUUAAAUGCCCGACUGGAAGAACAAUUUCUAAUACAAUAUCUGCGCGGCUGUAAAUACAGUUUGGAGAAGGCCAAAACCAAAUUGGAUCUCUUUUUUACCUUGAAAUCAAAAUUUCCCGAUUUGUUUAAUGUUACCGAUAUAAAUGAGGCAAGAUUUAGGAAAAUUAAUAAUAAAGGUUUUGGCCUAGCCUUGCCUCAACCUCUCAACGAACAGGGUCCACGUAUAUUUUUUCUUACAUUCGAAGGUGAUAUUGGCAAAGGUCUAUAUGAUAUUGAAGAUUUAUUUCGUGUGAUGAAUGCCAUGCAUGAAAUCUUUAUUGUAGAUGAUUCUUAUGCCUGCAUUAAUGGAAUUGUUUAUAUUUUGGAUUUGAAAAAUAUCUCCUUAAAUAUGGCUUCAAAAUUUACACCAUCUUUUCUAAGAAAAAUUGUACAAUUUUAUGAGAAAUCUUUACCGUUGCGUAUCAAAGCUUGUCAUAUGUUAAAUACACCGGGAUUUUUCCACAGUGUUUUGAGUAUAUUAUUGCCGCUGUUAUCGGAGAAACUGAGAAAGAGGAUGUUUGUUUACGGUCAGAACUAUACUGAUGAUUUGGAGAAAAAUAUACCCAAAAAAUAUUUACCCACCUAUUUAGGUGGAGAUAAUGGUGUUCGUGAACAACUUAUAAAGGACUUCGAUCAGAAGUGGUUAGAGUAUAAGGAUUAUUUUAAACAAAAUGAAAACUAUGGCACCGAAGAACUAUUGAGACCUGGUAAACCUAUCGAUUUUGAUAGCAUGUAUGGUUUGGGUGGUUCAUUCCGUAAAUUAGAUGUGGAUUGAAAUAAAGUUUUCAAAAUUAAUUUAAGCUUUUUGAAAA